AUGAUAAACUCAUCCAAAAUCAAUCUCUAUUCUUAUGUUUGCUCAAUUUUCAUUAUGUCCAUAGUUGUGAUAUCUUUGAUAUGUUCAGAAGCUCUUCAAAUUCAACAAGCUAAAGAACCAUUUCGAGGUCAUCUUACGAGAGUCACGAUUCAAAAUUAUAAUGACUAUCUUCUUGCAAUUCAUUGUAAAUCAAGAGAUGAUGAUUUAGGCUUUCACAUACUUGCUAAAGGUGAACUUUUUGGUUGGAAGUUUCAUGUUAAUUUUCGUUAUUCGACGCUCUGUUUUUGUGGUUUUAGCCAAAGACAAAUAAAUAAAGGUGUGUUUAUAAUUUAUGUAGCAUCUAGAGAUUUUUAUAGAUGUGCAAACUGUACAUGGAAAGCUGAGAAAGAUGGUUUUCAUGGAUAUGGUGAUAUUCCUACUAGAGGUUAUUUAUUUUAUAAUUGGUUAAACUAA
This is a messenger RNA of Arabidopsis thaliana (thale cress), 453 nucleotides long. RefSeq names its product Plant self-incompatibility protein S1 family. Lineage: Eukaryota; Viridiplantae; Streptophyta; Magnoliopsida; Brassicales; Brassicaceae. The transcript has a single exon. Gene Ontology annotation, cellular component: extracellular region. The record is from RefSeq and is marked reviewed. Bases 1 to 453 code for a protein of 150 amino acids.